UGGAUUCCCACCAUGGCCUGGGCCCCUCUGCUCCUCGCGCUGCUCACUUACUGCUCAGGAUCCUUGGCCCAGUUUGUGCUGACUCAGCCGCCCUCAGCAUCCGCGUCUCCUGGGCAAACGGUGACGAUCUCCUGUGCCAGGAGCAGCGGCAGCAUCGGUAGCUACUAUGUAUCCUGGUACCAACAGAAGCCUGGCAAUGCCCCAAAGCUUAUUAUAUACGAGUGGAACAAGAGACCCUCUGGAAUCUCAGAUCGAUUCUCCGGCUCUACAGACACCUCCGCCAAUGCUGCCUCCUUAACCAUCUCUGGGGUCCAAGCCGACGAUGAGGCUGAUUAUUACUGUCAUUCAUAUGACAGCAACAGCAAUCCCACAGUGCUACAGGCCCAUGGGGAACUGAGACCAAAACCUCCCACAGCAGCUCACGUUCCACUGCUCUGGUCUCACUGUGUCUUCCCCCUGCCUGAGGCCCUGCAGCGAAAUGAACUGUCUCUCCCCCCUCACAGGUGGUACAAUCCCCCAAAAAGGGCAAACUGGGCCGUUCUUCAGCUCUGGGGAUUUAAGAGCGAAUUGGAGGGUUCCUGGAAGAGAGACGUGAUCCUCUGGAUUCCCACCAUGGCUUGGGCCCCUCUGCUCCUCACGCUGCUCACUUACUGCAUUGGUUUCAGUUCCCAGCAACUCCAGUCGCUGAAAGCGUCCGAGUUCGUGUCUCCUGGAGGGACCGUGACCCUCUCCUGCAGCCUGAGCAGUGGGGCCAUCGCUGAUAACAACUACCCGAGCUGGGUUCAACAGAGACUGGGGAAUGUUCCUCGGCUGAUCAUGCACACUACGAGUACCAGGCCCUCGGGGAUCCCAGAGCGUUUCACUGGCUCCAGAUCGGGUAACACCAUGUCCUUGACCAUCAAGGGGGCCCUGGCGGAGGAUGAUGCUGAUUAUUACUGCGGUGUGUGGACUGGCAGUGCUCAUCACAGAACAGGGCAAAGCUUGCUGGGCACGUCGGUGUCGCUGCUUCUGGCUCAGAACCUGGGAGAGCAUCAGACACUUGGCUACAUGAACAGGAGAAAGAUAUUGACUCACCCCUGUAAGGCCAGCUCCAGCCAACCCCCAGAGCAGUCCCUGUGA
Molecule: messenger RNA, 1119 nt
Organism: Malaclemys terrapin pileata
Lineage: Eukaryota; Metazoa; Chordata; Testudines; Emydidae
Exons: 5
Coding region: 13-1119 (368 amino acids)
Biological process (GO): immune response; immunoglobulin production
Source: RefSeq, a predicted model, not a curated record